Lithohypha guttulata is the source of this 1056-nucleotide messenger RNA. RefSeq lists its product as uncharacterized. The record is from RefSeq and is a predicted model, not a curated record. Gene Ontology annotation, molecular function: nitronate monooxygenase activity. The transcript has 2 exons. NCBI's taxonomy places the organism in Eukaryota, Fungi, Ascomycota, Eurotiomycetes, Chaetothyriales, Trichomeriaceae. The coding region runs from base 1 to 1056 and encodes 351 amino acids.
AUGGCGUCAACACCAACUCUCACAACGCCGCUAUGCAAGCUACUGGGAAUCAAGUACCCUAUCAUGCUCGCUGGCAUGGCGAGAACUUCAGGUGGACCAUUAGCAGCAGCAGUAUCGAAUGCUGGUGGUAUAGGAUGCAUAGGAGGACUUGGGUACUCGCCCAAGCAGCUGCAAGAGAUCAUAGACGAAUUAAAGGCCAAUCUGGCUGACCCGUCUCUGCCUUUCGGUGUCGACUUGGCUCUACCGCAGGUCGGUGGCUCCGCUCGAAAGACCAACCACGAUUACACCCAUGGCCAAUUGGACGACCUCAUUACUGUGACGAUCGAGUCCGGCGCGAAGAUCUUCAUUUCAGCAGUUGGUGUGCCACCAGAGCGUGUAAUCAAGAGGCUUCACGAAGCAGGUAUUUUUGUGAUGAACAUGGUUGGUGCGCCUAAACAUGCUGAAAAGGCCUUGAAAGCAGGAGUAGACAUCGUGUGCGCACAGGGUGGUGAAGGAGGCGGACAUACUGGUGACAUUUCGAACUCGGUACUGAUUCCCUCAGUAUGCGAUGUUGCAAAGAAAUACAAAUCGCCCUUGACUGGUGAACCAGCAUUGGUAGUCGCAGCUGGUGGCAUAUACGACGGUCGAGGUCUGGCAAGCUCGUUAAUGCAGGGUGCUGUAGGUGUUUGGGUAGGCACUCGAUUUGUCGCUGCUGAAGAGUCUGGUGCUUCGAGGUUACAUAAAGAGGCAGUGGUGUCGGCUACCUUCACAGAUACCUUGAGAACACUAGUCGUUUCUGGCCGACCUCUGAGAGUCAAGAUGAACGACUAUCUGGCCAAAUGGGAGGCUCAACCAGAGAAAAUCAGAGAGCUGUGUGACAAAGGUAUCGUGCCAUUAGCGCAAGAUAUGGAGAAUGAUGUCGAGGUUGAUCCACCCUUUCUCAUGGGUCAAGUUAGUGCCAUUAUCAAGGACAUCAAACCUGCUAAGGACAUUGUUGAGGAUAUGGUACGAGAAGCUGUAGCGCAACUCAAACAGGGUCAGACUUACAUGGAAGAUACGCCCAGAGCUAGGUUGUGA